GGUCGGAAAAGCAGUGUUCGCUUUUCCGCGCGUCUUUCUCCUCGCGUCCCGAGUGUGCUCCAUUCCCUCCCCGGCACUAACUGGUGGUUCGCUAAAAGGUCCGGGCACUCCUGUGACAGGCCCGCUUCGCGCGCACGGCAUCUGGGCGCGGUGGAGACGCGCAGCCCGCCCCGCCCCCCAGCUCACUGAGGCCGCUGGACCCCUCCUCUCAUUUCCCCUCCCCUCCCUCUUGGACCCCUGCCCGCCGCGCCAUCCGCCGGGACCCUACGUCACUGAGGCCGCGGGACCCCUCCCCUCAGCUCCCCUCCUUUCUCGACCGGACCCCGCCCCGCGCCAUCCCGCCCGGCCCUCUACGUCACUGAGGGCGCCGGACCCCUCUCCGCCGCUCCUCCCUUUCUUCCUCCCGUCCGCCCCCUCCUGUCCCGUCCCGCCCCCAGCGCCCCUCAGCCGCCGGACGCGCCAUUCGGCCGGCUGCAGCCGCAUCGCUGGCCCUCCGCCCGCCCAGCCCAGCUCGUACCAUGUCUUCCGAGGUGGCGCGGCACCUGCUCUUUCAGUCUCACAUGGCAACAAAAACAGCGCAUAUGUCCACACAAGUAUUUGACAAUGAAGAGAAACAAAAAAAAGAAAAUCCUCGUUCUUUAGCCAUGUCUGGCCAUGUUGGUUUUGAGAGUCUGCCUGAUCAGCUGGUCAACAGAUCAAUUCAGCAAGGCUUCUGCUUUAAUAUUCUCUGCGUGGGGGAGACUGGAAUUGGAAAAUCAACGCUGAUUGACACACUAUUUAAUACGAAUUUUGAAGACCAUGAAUCCUCACAUUUUUACCCACAUGUUAGACUUAAAGCACAGACUUAUGAACUCCAGGAAAGUAACGUUCGAUUGAAAUUGACCAUCGUGAAUACAGUGGGAUUUGGUGACCAAAUAAACAAAGAAGAGAGCUACCAACCAAUUGUUGACUACAUCGACGCUCAGUUUGAGGCCUAUCUCCAAGAAGAGCUGAAAAUCAAACGCUCCCUCUUUAACUACCACGACUCUCGCAUCCACGUGUGCCUCUACUUCAUCUCCCCGACGGGCCACUCUCUGAAGACACUGGAUCUCUUGACCAUGAAAAGCCUGGACAGCAAGGUGAACAUUAUACCAGUGAUUGCCAAAGCAGAUGCAAUUUCUAAAACUGAAUUACAGAAGUUUAAGAUCAAGCUCAUGAGUGAAUUGGUCAGCAAUGGUGUUCAGAUAUACCAGUUCCCAACAGAUGAUGAAACUAUUGCUAAAGUCAAUGCUUCAAUGAAUGGACACGUGCCGUUUGCUGUGGUAGGAAGUAUGGAUGAGGUGAAAGUUGGAAAUAAGAUGGUCAAAGCUCGCCAGUACCCUUGGGGCAUCGUACAAGUGGAAAAUGAAAACCACUGCGACUUUGUCAAGCUCCGGGAGAUGCUCAUUUGUACGAACAUGGAGGAUCUGCGAGAUGAGACGCACACGAGGCAUUACGAGCUGUACCGGCGCCGCAAACUGGAGGAGAUGGGCCUCACAGACACGGGCCCAGAGAACAAGCCGCUCAGUCUUCAGGAGACCUACGAAGCCAAAAGACACGAAUUUUAUGGUGAACGUCAGAGGAAGGAGGAAGAAAUGAAGCAGUUGUUUGUGCAGCGUGUGAAGGAGAAAGAAGCCGUAUUGAAAGAAGCUGAGAGAGAGCUCCAGGCCAAGUUUGAGCACCUUAAGAGAGUACACCAAGAGGAGAAGCUGAGGCUUGAGGAGAAGAGAAGACUUCUGGAAGAAGAAAUAACCGCCUUCUCUAAGAAGAAAGCUACCUCCGAGAUAUACCAAAGCCAGCCCUUUAUGACCCCGGGUGGUAACGUGCGGAAGGACAAGGACCGCAAGAACUCCAGUUUUAUGUAAAACAAAGGUUCCACAUCACAGAAGAUCAUCACAAGCAAAGUUAUUAAACUGUGAGAAGUAUGCUUUGAUUUUCUUGCUGUUUUUAUUUGCUGUAUCACUUAACGCUGUAUCACUUACUCUAUAUCUGGCAAAAGGCCACAGUUGAAGUAUGAGGUCAGUACAUAAGCCAGACUGGAUGACGUUACUCACGCACUGUUAGAAGUUUAAGUUGUUGGUUUGUGAUGAACCGAGAUCAUUUCUCCUGCUGCCCAGUGCUUGCUGUCACUUUGCUGUGACAAGAGUGUCGGUGCCUUUGAAAGUACAGGACUCGUUUAUAUUGCGGCUCUGAUUGCAUACAUAUUCCAAGAUGAACCUUUUGUGUAAACUUUUGGGAAUAUGUUUUAAAACGUAUUAUGUACCUGAAACUCUAAGCUCAAUAGUUCUAUAGAACUUUAAAAUUUUUCAUACAAUUAUCCAAUUGGUAACAUGAUCGUAAGCUUUUGCAUCAAAUUACAUAAUAUGUGCUUCAGUGUUGUGGUCCAUGGGUUGUUGUGAUGAAACAACAUGUUUAAAGCAGAAACACUCAGGUAAAUAAGCCCUCUUCUGGUGAUAAGUACCUUUGGAACUGGGUGUAAUAUGUUGAAAGCAGAAACACUCAGGUAAAUAAGCCCUUUUCUGGUGAUAAGUACCUUUGGAACUGGGUGUCUUCACACUGUUUGCAUGAGUCUGUAUUACAUACUUGUUGCAAACUGUCUUCCAGGGAAAAUAAAUCAUAAAGUUGAAUCAUCUUAUUAAAAAUAUUUCUUAAAAAAGUUACUAUGAACAUCUGAAUAUUAAAGAUAAAAAUUUAGAUAAUUCGUACUGUAAAGGAUAUUUGAAUUCAGUGCCUCAGUAUUUGCAGAACGAUUUAAUGGCUUCUAACUUUUUCUUAACAGUCAUAAGUUUUCAUUUUUUGUACUUGAAUAUUCUAAAUGAAACUGAUAUUUACACCUGACAAAUAAAAUGUAUCUACAUCUUCACUAAACUGCAUUUAAAUUACUGUAACUCUUCUUUUUGCAAACCAUGAUCUUAAACAUCUUACCAGAACUAUGAGAAUUUAAUUAUAUGUUUGAAUUAUUUUAAGACAGAGGUACAUUAGCAGUAUUUUUCAGAUAACAGAAUGUUUUACUUAGCCCAUGUCAGAUUCUGAGCAGUGUAUUUUUUUCAUGAAUUUGCAUUAAGUUGCAAAUAAAACC
Messenger RNA from Globicephala melas (long-finned pilot whale), 3097 nucleotides. It is a transcript of the gene SEPTIN10, whose product is annotated as septin 10. Gene Ontology annotation, biological process: intracellular protein localization; cytoskeleton-dependent cytokinesis. Gene Ontology annotation, cellular component: septin complex; cell division site; septin ring. The record is from RefSeq and is a predicted model, not a curated record. Gene Ontology annotation, molecular function: GTP binding; GTPase activity; molecular adaptor activity. Lineage: Eukaryota; Metazoa; Chordata; Mammalia; Artiodactyla; Delphinidae.